CAGUAGUACACUCGCAGCGACAUUCUGUUGAGAAAUUUGCCGGCUCUCGGCCACAGAGACGGGAUAAGUCCCCACUGCUUGAUUAUUCAUGUUUCCAAUGAGCGGCGGUAUUACGGCUAGCAUUCGGUACUCCACAAAAUACCAUCUCCCGCAGCUUUCACGUACGACCAAAUUAGGGGCCCUAGAGAGGAUAUUUACAUUCCCUGAUCGCCAGCAUAGCAUUAUUGACACGGCUCGGCAGGAAGGCCGUAUGAGCUGGCACUCAGACAUGAGUGACAAGUAUAGAAACUCCGUAUUGGACGGCUGCUGUCCUCCGCCACACCCGCUUCCGUGGCGGAGCAUCAGUCAGCCUCCACAUGUUCUAAGAUUCAGGAUCCAGUCGCUAGAAUGUGCGAAGAGUUGCGCUAGGCACAUUCUUUCAGCCAUUGAUCAGGGGAAUUGCGAGCCAACUCCCUUUGCGUGCUCAGCCGUCACACUAAUCGCCUGCAGACUGUGGGCUACUAAUUGCGUGCAACGACGUGCUCGAGCCCCUUUUCUCGAUGAAAUCUCGAUUUGUUCUGUCUGUUAUUACACGAAUGCCUCAUUUGAAAGACAGUCAGUGAAGCAAACAGGGCCCGUCGAAAACACGUCCCCAAACCCAUCUUGAACUGGGCAGGGAUGACUGGUCUAUCGGAUUGUGCAAUCAUGAUUUCCAUCAAUAUUGAAAUAGUCUAUUUUUGCAUGUCACAAUUGCAUUCGGCUUCGGGUAACAGUCUCUUAGUCAUUCUAUGGCCUGAAAAUCGAUCGAUUCAUUCUUGCCACCCCAUGCCAGGACUCCAAGCUAGAAAAUAUGCACAUACUCGUUGUUGACUCUCCAGUGAUUAAGGAUAGCACUCCUACCACAAGAUUUUUUCCGUCUCGCCACGUUCCCUGUCUCGCGCAAGGAUCUGAAAACCGUCGGAUCCAUAUGCUUUUAGAUCGUUUCUCACUGGUUCCUCUAUUCGCAAUGAACACAUAUUCAUUUUCAAGCAAAGGGGAUUUUAACAC
Messenger RNA from Periconia digitata, 1026 nucleotides. NCBI's taxonomy places the organism in Eukaryota, Fungi, Ascomycota, Dothideomycetes, Pleosporales, Periconiaceae. The record is from the annotation of a GenBank genome assembly.